GAGAGUUGUGUGUUGUGAGGAAGAGAGUUGUGGGAAAUGACAUAUAUAUAGAGAAAUUUUCGAGUUGGGUAGUUGAAAUAUAACAACGAUUUUACAAGGGAAAGUUUACAUGGAUUUUACAUAGUUUUUUUACAACGACUUUACAACGAAACUCGAUAAGUUUUUCACCUAAAUAUAACGGUAACAUGAUUCGUUGUAAUAUCGAUGUAAAAUUUCAUUUUCGACGUACUUACGUCGUAAUAUUACAUGGCGUUUACGACGAAAUUUGGUUUCGUCGUAAUUGCGUUGUUACCCCACCAAUUACUAUUUCUAAAACAACGAUAAGGAACCUGUGUCGUUCGUCUGUCUGCCAAUUCAGUGGAACGACAAGGAGAAAGUGGACGGAAGUGCAGCUGGUUUGUACUUGAGAGGAACCUUUGACGAUGGUCGGAGGUUUCACUCAAGUAUAAACCAACUUCACUUCCCUCCAUUUUCUCCUUAUCGCUCUACUGAAUUGGCAGACAGACGAAUGACUCAUGUUCGUUAUCGUUAUCUUCGAAAUAGUAAUUGGUGGUUCGAGAAGAAGAGAGUUGUGUGUUGUGAGGAAGAGAGUUGUGUGUUGUGAGGAAGAGAGUUGUGGGAAAUGACAUAUAUAUAGAGAAAUAUGGUAAGUUUUACAUGGAUUUUACAUGGAAAAUUUACAACGCGUUUACAACGAACUUAGGUAAGUUAAAGCACUUUCAAUACACGUUUUCACCUUUAUGUAACGGUAACAUGAUUCGUUGUAAUGUCGAUGUAACGUUUACAACUAUUUUGCAUUCCACGUACUUUCGUCGUAAACUUACAUUAACUUUACGACGAAUACAUUUCGUCGUAAAUUACCAUCGAGUUUACGACGAAGUCAUGUCGCGUCGUAAUUGCGUUGUAAAGCUUAUGUAAAUUUACGAGGAAAUAAUUUCCUCGUAAAAUACCGUUGUUACUGCUACGUUUUCUUGUAGUGAUUGGAGGACAAAUGAUUUGGUGGGAAAGCAAAAUAUUUUUAACACUAUUUGACUAUUUCCUUAAAUUUUGUUAGUUGUAAUUAUUGUAGGGAAUUAUAUGCUACUUGAAAAAUUGGAAAAAGGCAAACAUUAUUGAAGGAAUAAUUUAUUUAAUUUCCAGUGGUAUUGAAUUGUAAAGAUUGUGUAAGUCCAAGAGUUAUUUUUUAUUUAUACUUCAUUUUAAUAAAUUAGAUCACUAAGAUUUCCGAUCUUCCGGUAAAUUUGGUAGAGGAGAUCCUCUAUAAGAUUCCCCUGAAAUCAAUGAGAACAGUGCGAUUAACUUGCAAAGAAUGUGACACUUUAUCCAAAAACAGAAGCUUUUCAAAGAUGCAUAUUGGUAAACUAAGGGCAGUAAAAGAAGGUGAGUCUCUGAUGAUCGCAAUGAUAGAUUACAAUCUAUAUCUCAUGAAGGUCACUCUCGUGGACAAUGAAAAUCCAUUUAUAGAGUGUAAAGGUAAACUUAACAAAUAAAAUAAGAUAUCUCAAGUUUUCCACUGUGACGGUUUAUUGUUAUGCGUCUUGGACGAUGAUGAUACCAAAGCUAUUGUUUGGAAUCCGUAUUGGUGUCAAACAAGGUGUUUAGAAUUUAGAUAUUCUCAUCGCCCAUAUAGACGGGACAUGUUCAGUUACGCUCUAGGAUAUGAGGACAAGGGUUCUUGUCCUAGCUACAAAUUCUUGAGGUUUAUAGAUCAGUGCGUUGACUAUAAGACCAGAGACGAAUUUCUAUGGUAUGAGAUUUACGAUUUCGACUCUAGUUUAUGGAAGUCUCUUGAUAUCACUCCACACUGGCGUAUACUAUGUCAUCAGCCUGGUGUGUCUCUCAAAGGAAAUACUUACUGGCCUGCUUCACAAAGAAACACAAACGAUGUGAUUGACGAUCACAUUAUCUGUUUCGAUUUUACAAGUGAGAGUUUUGGUCCCCUUCUGCGUCUCCCGUUUGACGCUGGUGAUGAGGACUAUGUGACUUUAUCAUAUGUUAGAGAAGAGAAGCUUGCGGUUUUACUUACGCACAACGAAGCAGGUCCAAUGGAGUUUGAGAUAUGGAUUACUACUAAGAUUGAGGCCGAAAAGGUGUUGUGGAGCAAGUUCUUGAGAGUGUUAGAACCGGAUCAUAACUCUCUGAUUACAGGUGAUAGUUUCUUUAUUGACGAGGACAAGAAAGUCGCCAUGGGUUUUGAAGAAGACUACUCCAAAACUUUCAACAUUGCUGGAGAGGCUGGAUACUAUAAAAAACUGAAAUUCGUAGAACGUUUAGGGGGAAACAUACACUGUAGGGCAAAGGCGUGUUCUUAUGUUCCAAGCCUAGUGCAAAUUAAGCAACCUGCUGCAGUAGGUAAAAGGAAACACCAAAACGACUUAGAAAAGCAACGAUGUGAUCAAAACAUGUCGAGCCUUGUCUCACUUAAUAAGCGCGGCACGGUUUGGUGGUAAUCUGCAGGAGGAAAACACGGUUUGGUUUCAUCUUUUUCUUAUAUAUGUUACAUUUUUUUGGAUGAUGAGUUUUAGGGUUUAAUUAUAGUUUCGUAUUACUUAGGUUUUCGACUUCUCCUCCAUAUAUAUAUAUAUAUAUAUAUAUCAUCUCUUGGCUUGAGGAAAUGCCUUGUCUUACUGAAUACUAAUAAAGAAUUUUCCACUUUAGAUGAUUUGUUCCAAUUAAAUUCAACAAAAUAAGAAAGCUUAGAUUCUCGAUAUAUUUAUCUACGUUGGAUCAGAUAAGUAACAGAAUGUUCUACGUUGGAUCACAUGUUCUAUGUUC
Molecule: messenger RNA, 2775 nt
Organism: Brassica napus (rape)
Lineage: Eukaryota; Viridiplantae; Streptophyta; Magnoliopsida; Brassicales; Brassicaceae
Product: F-box protein At2g38590-like
Exons: 1
Coding region: 1638-2450 (270 amino acids)
Source: RefSeq, a predicted model, not a curated record